GUCAACGCGUUGUUAUGGAGCUGCUGGAGUCUGGUUUAAAUCACAAAAGAGUCUGAAACUUUCGCUGCUAAAACCUUAUUUUAACGUGGUUUAAUUAGGUUUAAUUGGAAAGAAAAUGUCAGUCACUGACCGACUGGACGUUUUACGAGAGCGUAACAAAGAUUUAUUGAACCAGUUGAAGCAGCAGAGGGAGAAACUGGAGCGGCUGAGCGGCUGCAGUCAGAGCCGCAAGAGGGAGAGAGAGGCCGAGGAAGAGGAGAGCCUGACCGAUGGAGACCGCCGUCCGACCAGGGCAGCCCUCGCCAGACCUACCGUGAGAUUUUGGGAUACAUGUGAGGGACAAACGGGCAUCCAGCACAGAGGAGGGACAGCUGAACAUACCACACCAUCACACCUUUUCAAAGACAACGGCCGACAUACAGGAGUCCACAUCAGGAUGCAGGAUACAAGGCCAGCCAGCUCCAAGUCCUGUUUAGUAAAUCACAGCAAAAAACAGAGGGAGGCACAUAAUCGGGUCACAUUUGAGUCAGAUGAAUUCAGUGAGACACCUGCCUCAGACAGGCACCACUUGCAGCCUUUACUCGGGUAUGACUGGAUAGCAGGAGUCUUGGAUGCUGAGGACUCCUUGAUUGAGCGCUCUGACGAGUUCUUCAAUGACCUGCGCACGUUUCGUUCGCUCAAUAAGGACGAGUGUGUCCACAGCACACAGGCGGGAUUUUCUGAGGAGAACCCUUCAGUCCUGCCACUGCUAACAGACAAGGACAGUCCGGAGGCUAACACAGAUACUCAUCAAUGUACAUUCUCUUACAGGAUUAACAGCAGACUGUUCCCCGUCCCACUUCACUUUCAAGAGUGCUGCCCAGUGUGCAAAAAGCAUAAAUCCACCCACUCUCACACUGCGGCUGACCCAGCUCUCACCAGGGUCAGCAUCCCUCGCUCCGCCCUCUUGCCGCCUUACAAAUACAAAGCUCAUCGCCGAUGCAGUUUUGACCCCUCUGAUAGUUUGGGGUUACCGUCGCACUGUCUCUCAGGAUGGUCCAACAAAGGUCAGAGCACGCUGCCGCCACCCAGCAGCCUCGAUCUGCGGAGCAGUGUGGAUACAAAGAACUCCAGCGGGUCACAGAAUGAGGACCUGGAGGAUCUCUCUGCGCCAAAAGUGUCCGGGAACCAGAUCUCUGACCAGCUCUCAGAUGUGUCCCGCCUGGCUCGUCACAACUUCAAGCACUUCUCUCCUAAAGGAAAACUACCCUUUGCACUGGUUUAGUAGUUCCUGUGAGAUAUCUGACACCCCCAAAAAACUAUUUCCUUUUUUUAAUGCUCAUGUUUCAAGUAACUGUACUGAUUUUUAGUAAUGUGUUCUUUCACUAUUAUGAUAUUAUGAUCUAAAUAGAGAAUGCAUUAUCUUAAAAAAGAUGAAUGAGAUAAUUGUUUUCAAGAAUGUAAUAAGUUGAUAUGACACAUGUUAUAUUGUUUUCUGUCUAUCAUUUAAACAUAGUGUGAAAAAAAACAUAAUUAAUGAAACUUAAUGAAAUGGGAAUCAUUUACUGACAGAGCAGCAUAUUCCACGUUUGCAGGAGCUGCAUUUUAUAUGUUCGUCAUUUCUCAUCUAAAUUAAACACUUCAUGUGACUGUCUUGUGGCCUUGUGGACAUGAAGCAAGAGAUGACCUUACGCCAUAGUAGAAAGGGAAGACCUCUAACACAUGCAGACUGUUUUAGGAUCCCAUAGCAAAAGUUACAUUUCGAGUUUGCCUCGACAAUUUCGCAACAUGAAAGACGUUUUGAAUAAUCUGUUGCUCAGGCACCAGUUUGUGUUUCCCUUUCCAGUUGUUUGCUUUGGCUCCUAGGUUCACACAUACUUCUGUUUUUGACUUCCUUUGACACUUCCUUACUAUGAGGCUGAACACGCUGUAAAACACAAAGGCUGAGGCCAUUGUACAUUAGAAAGGUUCACAGGAAACCACAACCACCUAUAUUUAAUGUCAAAUACUGUAGCAGUCCCACCUAUGACACAAAGUUAGUUUACUAUGUAAAUGUAAAUGUACCAGGGCUUUUUAAAUGAAAUCAACAAAAACAACCAAUCAAAUGAAGUCAAAGUAAAGGAAAUGUAAUUGUAUUGUUACUCUUAGUUGUGAUUCAAGUUCAACAGGAAUACAUCUAUGUGUUGUUUUUUUUGUUUGUUGAAGCUGCAAUACUUUGAUGUUUUGUACCGGCUUGUUCAAAGCAAUGCGUUUAACUGGCAGGCAGACUGCUGAUCUUAAUCUUUGAACUGGGAAGCCAUGACACAAGAGUACGAGUGAAGCUUUGUGUAAGAGGAGGCUUUGAGAUACCACAUUUGAUUUUUCACCACAAACAGUUGUUGAGGGGAAAAAAUGCUUCGGAAGCACAUUCUAUCAUCAUAUCUUCCUUCUCUCCUUCAGUUCUCUACGUGUUUUCAUUCGCUGCUCAUUUUCAUUGGACAACUAAGGAUGAAAAGUUGACCUGAAACUACAACAUCCUACCGAAAGGGCUUUGUCAGUAAACUAAUCCAACACUCA
This is a messenger RNA of Dicentrarchus labrax (European seabass), 2535 nucleotides long. RefSeq names its product migration and invasion inhibitory protein (gene miip). Gene Ontology annotation, biological process: negative regulation of G2/M transition of mitotic cell cycle; negative regulation of cell migration. The record is from RefSeq and is a predicted model, not a curated record. The transcript is spliced from 9 exons. The coding region runs from base 116 to 1264 and encodes 382 amino acids. NCBI's taxonomy places the organism in Eukaryota, Metazoa, Chordata, Actinopteri, Moronidae.